Pectinophora gossypiella (pink bollworm) is the source of this 9457-nucleotide messenger RNA. RefSeq names its product muscle calcium channel subunit alpha-1-like. Gene Ontology annotation, cellular component: voltage-gated calcium channel complex; membrane. Gene Ontology annotation, molecular function: high voltage-gated calcium channel activity. Gene Ontology annotation, biological process: calcium ion import across plasma membrane. The coding region runs from base 651 to 6371 and encodes 1906 amino acids. Lineage: Eukaryota; Metazoa; Arthropoda; Insecta; Lepidoptera; Gelechiidae. The record is from RefSeq and is a predicted model, not a curated record. The transcript is spliced from 48 exons.
GUGCGCGGCGCACGGGAGUGAAGCUCGCGCGGGUCGUGCGCGCGCCGCCGCCCUGCACCAGCCUGCCGCCAGCCAAACCUUCGACACCUGAAAAAAAUAAAUCCAAAAAACCUGAAAAGGCGUUUUCCGAUCUCUUUUGUAAUUAAUUAACCAUGGCGUUCGGCGCGAGCUCGCUUGUUCCCAAACACCGGUGUUAGUGCACAAUAUGGUCCGCCUCAAAGCUGACGGGACUUAAAUUCGAUAUAGUGAUAGUUGUCGUAUUGUGGUGUGUAUUGUUAGUUAAAUUGUAUAUAAAGUGUUGUGCGACUUGAAACCUGAUUCAUUUACUAAGACUACACCAAACCCUAUGGGACCAACAUACACCUGCAUAAAAUACCGUCGUAUACAAUAUAAAUAAAUAAAUCAAGCUAAAUAACCUAAAUCCUAAGUUGAAUCCUGAAGACUUUAUUAAACCUACUCAAUAUACAGAAACCUAGUUAGCCUCUUCCAAUAAUACAAUUUCUAAAUCUUCCGUAGUAAGUGUAUGAGUGCGUGUGUUGUGGAGUGCAGAGUGCAGUGAGAUGAUCAGUGACUGUUGGUGCUGACGCGUGACAGCGCAUGGCAUUGUGGAGACGCGCCCGCCUGCGCCACGCGACUACCACUAGAGAAAGAUGAGCGGCACAGAGGAUGGCGUCGCGGUGCCCAAUACGCCAGACGCAGGCGGUGGCGAGGUGGCGGCGGAGUCCCCGGCGGCGGCGGGUGAGGGCGCGGGUGCGGGCCCGCUCAUCCCCGUGCCGGCCGCGCCGCGCAAGCCGCCGCGCCGCGGCCCUAAGGUGCAGCAGGAACGCCCCAAGCGGGCGCUCUUCUGCCUCACGCUCAAGAACCCGCUGCGGAAACUCUGCAUCAACAUCGUCGAGUGGAAGCCGUUCGAGUGGAUGAUCCUGACGACGAUCUUCGCCAACUGUGUGGCGCUGGCGGUGUACACACCCUUCCCCGCCAGCGACUCCAACUAUACCAACUGGGUGCUUGAAAAAAUCGAAUAUAUAUUUCUGGUGAUUUUCACGGGCGAGUGCGUAAUGAAGAUUAUCGCGUACGGGUUCAUGAUGCACGCCGGCUCGUACCUGCGCAACGGGUGGAACCUGCUCGACUUCACCAUCGUCGUCAUUGGUAUGGUGAGCACAGUGCUGUCGAGUAUAUUCAAAGAUGCGUUCGACGUGAAGGCGCUGCGAGCGUUCAGAGUGUUACGGCCGCUGCGAUUGGUAUCCGGAGUCCCUAGUCUCCAGAUCGUUCUGAACUCGAUCCUGAAGGCGAUGGUGCCACUGCUGCACAUCGCCCUGUUGGUCAUCUUCGUCAUCAUCAUCUACGCUAUCAUCGGCCUCGAGCUCUUCUCCGGCAAAAUGCACAAGACUUGCUACAAUAAGUAUACAAAUGAGAUAAUGGAUUCUCCGCACCCGUGUGACGUGGACAACGGAUUCAACUGUUCGUCUCUCGGCGAGGAGAUGGAGUGCCGCGAGAAUGGCUGGCAGGGGCCCAACGAUGGUAUCACCAACUUUGAUAACUUCGGCCUCUCCAUGCUCACAGUCUUCCAAUGUAUCACGCUUGAAGGAUGGACCGAUGUCAUGUACAAUAUUCAAGAUGCAAUGGGCAAUAGUUGGGAAUGGAUUUAUUUUGUGUCGAUGGUCAUAUUGGGAGCAUUUUUCGUCAUGAACCUCAUUCUCGGUGUGUUGUCUGGAGAAUUCUCCAAAGAAAGAGAGAAGGCGAAAAACCGCGGCGACUUCCAGAAACUACGAGAGAAGCAACAGUUGGAAGAGGAUUUGAAGGGUUAUCUCGAUUGGAUCACACAGGCCGAGUACUUGGAACCGCUAGCUGACCAACACGACGCCAACGACCAGAAGAGAGAUUACGGCAUCGGUAUUGGUCAAACUCCAAACGAGCACGAUUCAACGGAUCACCUGGGAAUAGAACCCAAUGAACAACAAAAGGUUUCAUUAUGCAAGCUGUGGAGGAAAGACUUUGAUAAGGUGAAUCGACGAAUGAAACGUGCAUGUCGUCGUGCUGUCAAGUCACAGACCUUCUACUGGUUGAUCAUCGUGCUUGUGUUCAUGAAUACCGUAGUUCUAGCCAGCGAACAUUAUCAUCAACCUGAGUGGCUCGACUACUUUCAAGAGUACGGGAAUGCGUUUUUUGUAGCGUUAUUUACGAUAGAAAUGCUUGUAAAAAUGUACAGUUUAGGUUUACAAGGGUACUUCGUGUCGCUGUUCAACCGGUUCGACUGCUUCGUAGUGGUGGGGUCCAUCAGCGAGAUGGUGCUCACCAAGACGGAGGUGAUGCCGCCGCUCGGCAUCUCCGUGCUGCGCUGCGUGCGCCUGCUCAGAGUGUUCAAGGUCACCAAGUACUGGCGGUCGCUGUCGAACCUGGUGGCGUCGUUGCUGAACUCAAUCCAAUCAAUCGCGUCGCUGCUGCUGCUGCUGUUCUUGUUCAUCAUGAUCUUCGCGCUGCUCGGCAUGCAGGUUUUCGGCGGCAAGUUCAACUACGACGCCGUCAUUGAGAAAGACAGGCACAACUUUGACUGCUUUUGGCAGGCGCUGCUCACUGUCUUUCAGAUAUUGACGGGUGAAGAUUGGAACGCGGUGAUGUAUGAGGGCAUCAAGGCGUACGGCGGAGUCGGCACCUUCGGCAUAGUAGCCUGCAGCUACUUCAUCAUUCUAUUCAUCUGCGGCAAUUAUAUCCUACUAAACGUGUUCUUGGCUAUCGCUGUGGACAAUCUCGCAGAUGCAGAGUCCUUGACCAACAUCGAAAAGGAGGAAGGAGCUGUAGAAGAGAAAGAAGGAGGCAGUAUUGUGGAGCAGGAAGGAGCUCACGCGGAUACGGAUGAUGAGUACAUUCACGACGAUGACGCUUACACCACUGAUAACUCAGAAAGAGAGUACGAAGAAACAGGUUCAGAAGGUGAGCAACAAGAAGAAAUAGAAGGAGAAGAAAUGGGACAAGAAGGAGACGAGGGAGACCGAGAGAGAGUGGAGGAAGAACAAGAACCAGAAGAGGAAGAGAUGCAUCAGAGGAAUCAUAUAGUGAGCACAGAGCUGGAGGAGGGCCCGCGGCUGAAGCGCAAGCCCACGACGUCGUCGGCGCGGCCGCGACGCCUCUCCGAGGUCGAUAUACACGACACUAAGAAACCCAUCCCUGACGCCUCGUCCCUCUUCAUAUUUUCCAAAACCAACAGGUUCCGCGUACUGUGCUACAACAUCUCGGCAUCGUCGACGUUCGGCAACAUCAUCCUGGUGUGCAUCAUGCUCUCCUCCGCCAUGCUGGCCGCUGAGGACCCCCUAGAUGCCGCGCAGAAGGGGUUCAGAAAUUGGUUGUUAAGUCAAUUCGACGUGUUCUUCACGAGCAUCUUCACGCUGGAGUUGUUCCUGAAGCUGGUGACGUACGGGCUGAUCCUGCACCAGGGCGCCUUCCUGCGCUCCGCCUUCAACGUGCUCGACAUGCUCGUCGUCUGCGUCUCGCUCAUCUCUAUGAGCUUUAAGUCUGGUAGUAUAUCGGUGGUAAAAAUAUUGCGAGUGUUCAGGGUGCUGAGGCCUCUUAGGGCCAUCAAUAGGGCCAAAGGCCUUAAGCACGUUGUUCAAUGCGUGAUCGUUGCUAUCAAAACGAUCGGCAACAUUUUGUUGGUAACGUCGUUACUACAGUUCAUGUUCGCUGUCAUGGGAGUGCAAAUGUUCAAGGGUAAAUUUUUUAGAUGUAAUGACAUUUCGAAAAUGACGAAGGACGAGUGUCAGGGGACGUAUUUAGUAUUUGAAAAGGGCAACUACGCCGUGAGAGAUCGUGAAUGGACGAGAUACGACUUCCACUUUGAUAACGUGAUGAAGGGAAUGCUCACUCUGUUCACCGUAUCCACGUUCGAGGGAUGGCCAGGGUUGUUGUAUGUAUCGAUAGAUUCGAAUGCUGAGGAUCGUGGUCCCAUAACUAACUUCCGUCCAAUUGUUGCAGCCUACUAUAUUAUUUAUAUUAUUAUAAUUGCCUUCUUUAUGGUUAAUAUAUUCGUCGGUUUCGUCAUAGUGACAUUCCAAAAUGAGGGUGAGCAGGAGUACAAGAACUGUGAGUUAGACAAGAACCAGAGGAACUGCAUAGAGUUCGCACUGAAAGCCAAGCCUAUACGACGAUACAUCCCAAAGCACCGCAUUCAGUACAAGGUGUGGUGGUUCGUGACGUCGCAGCCAUUUGAGUACGCGAUCUUCGUGCUGAUCAUGAUCAACACUAUCACUUUGGCUAUGAAGUACCACAAGCAGCCCGACGAGUACAGCACCGUGCUUGAUAUGCUCAACAUGAUCUUCACCGCCAUCUUUGCGCUCGAGUUCAUAUUCAAACUCGCCGCUUUCAGGUUCAAGAAUUACUUCGGCGACGCGUGGAACACGUUCGAUUUCAUCAUCGUCUUGGGGAGUAUCAUAGACAUCGUGGUAUCGCAAGUAAACGAAAUCAAGAACCAAGGAAGUGGAUCGGGGAGAGCUCACAAGGAGAGCUCGAUUCCAUCGAUAAACUUCUUCCGACUUUUCCGCGUGAUGCGGCUGGUAAAGCUGCUGUCUCGUGGCGAGGGCAUUCGCACGCUGCUGUGGACGUUCAUCAAGUCCUUCCAGGCUCUGCCGUACGUCGCGCUGCUGAUCCUCAUGCUGUUCUUCAUAUACGCCGUCGUGGGCAUGCAGGUUUUCGGGAAAAUAGCAAUAGAUGAUGAGACACCUAUCACCAGGAACAACCACUUCCAAACGUUCCCACAAGCCAUCCUUGUGUUAUUUCGAUCUGCCACUGGCGAGGCGUGGCAAGACAUAAUGAUGGCUGUGUCUCCGGAGCCAACGGUGAAGUGCGACCGCAGCUACGAGUUCGAAGAGGGCGAAGAGAACAGCGGUUCGUGCGGCAGCGUGCUCGCCUUCCCCUACUUCAUCUCCUUCUACGUUCUCUGCUCAUUUUUAAUCAUUAAUUUGUUCGUCGCCGUCAUUAUGGAUAAUUUCGACUAUUUAACUAGAGACUGGUCAAUAUUGGGACCACACCACUUAGAUGAAUUUAUAAGAUUAUGGAGCGAAUACGAUCCCGACGCCAAGGGUAGAAUAAAACAUUUAGAUGUAGUUACUUUACUUAGGAAAAUUAGUCCACCUCUAGGUUUUGGUAAGCUAUGUCCGCACCGGGUGGCGUGCAAGCGGCUGGUCUCGAUGAACAUGCCGCUCAACUCGGACGGCACCGUGCUCUUCAAUGCGACGCUCUUCGCCGUCGUCAGGACCUCGCUCAAAAUUAAAACAGAAGGUAACAUCGACGAUUGCAACACGGAGCUGCGAGCGGUGAUCAAGAAGAUUUGGAAGCGAACAUCGCCUAAACUGCUAGACCAGGUGGUGCCGCCACCAGGAGACCCCAACGAGAUCACCGUUGGCAAGUUCUACGCCACCUUCCUUAUACAGGACUACUUCAGAAGGUUUAAAAAGCGAAAGGAGCAAGAGAUGCGUCAAAGCGAAGAACAGAACCACCAAAUGACGCUGCAGGCGGGGCUACGCACGCUUCACGAGGCCGGGCCCGAGCUCAAGCGAGCCAUCUCGGGAAACCUCGACGACAUAACCACCGAGUGCGACGUGCCCAUGCAUAGGAGAAACCACUCUCUGUUCGGCGGUGUAUGGUCGAGUAUACGAAGGCACGGGCCCAACAGACACUUCCACCGGCCGCGGAAACCUGGGGAGGUGGCACAAGAUGGUGUGGGCAAUCAUCUUAGUUCGAUGAUGCAACGUGAAUAUGGAGUAAUGGGACCGCUUCCAAUAACGCCAAACCUGGCAAAUGGUCAACCGAGGGAGCAGAUACCAUUAAGGCCUUUAAUAUUCAACGGGGAGUCGGAGAAAAUAUACCAAGUGCUAGAAAGAACCACAUAUGAUCUUAAGAACGCUAAUUAUCAAGGCGGCGAUAGCGGCGAGCGCGGCGUGGUGUCGCUGCCCGGCAGCCCCCGCGGCCCGGCGGCCGCCGCGCCCGUCGUGGGCUCCGCUGAGAGCCUCGUCACCAGGGUGUUGGCAGAGCAGGGUCUGGGCGCUUACUGUGACCCGGAGUUUGUGAGAAACACGUCACGAGAGAUGCAGGAGGCUCUCGAGAUGACACAGGAGCAGAUGGACAGAGCGGCGCAUCAGUUGAUGAUCCAGGAGAGAAACUUGAAACAGGCUCAGAACCAACAACCUCAAGUUGGUACUAUUUGGACUGUUAUAGGGCGACAUCCUUGCUCGCCAGUACCACCCUUUCCACCAGCCGGCGAGCCAGCCGCCGCCGAGCCACAAGCGGUUAUAGCAGCAGCCGCGCCACCGCGCGCCGCGCCCGCGCCCUCCACACACGCCCGCCACCGCAGGAAACGGAAACGGAAACCUGUCUUGGUCUAGCGAACGUUUACUAUACUUAUUAAAGUGGAUCUCUUCCUCGAUCCUUUGAUAUAAACUAUAAUGCUCAAAGUUUUUGAGUUUUUAUAUUAAGAUCCGCUUUUUAAAAUUUAAAAUCCAAUUCGACCAGGCGGAACGACAUCAGUGGAGUCAAUACUAAGAACGUGAGGAACUAAAUUAUAAUUGUCCGUCGCUGCGGGCAGUGAGCCAGUGACCAGUGAGAUUCGUAGUUCCUUAGGGUAGAUACGUUUGAUAAAAAUUUUAGGAUUAGAAUUGAAUGCUUGAAGGCUACCGAUGUGUGCGACACAUACCUACAUCUACGGAAGUAGGUACCUUAGUUAUGACGGAGAAUAAAGUUACAUUAAAAUCCUUCAACGAUUUUCAAAAUUCUAAACGAGUAAUAAGUAUUUUAUCUAAAUUGUGAGAAAGAAUGAAUAUUUUGAAAAUCCUGUAACAGAUUGGAAUAUCCGCUUUAAGAGUUAUUUACCGUUACACUACGCAACGUAUCGCUCUGAAAUAUUUUGCUGUUUCCCAGUUUGUAAUAUCUUCUAUAGUGUUUAUAUUAGUAUAUUAUAUACUUACCUAAAUGUCUUUCAUGCUUUAGCUUGGAAGCCAUGUAAUUAUUGAAUUGUCGCAUGCGAGGUGAAACGUAUGAUGCUUUGACUGCUAUAUUUCAGUAUUGUAGGUACGACAAGAUAACAUCAGGCAGAGAUAUGAAGACGGAAAAUGGAAAUUUGUUUUUUUGAUUCUUUGCAUUUACUGCAACCCAAACAUUGACAAUAUACUACGGAAGACUACGCAGUACUGAUUGUAAAUUAGCGUUUAGCCAUACAAAAUGUAUCCAAUUUUCAGUAGAGCACCAGUAGCGUUUUUACGAUAAAAUGCAACCUUUUCCCUACAUCAAACAAAAUUUUGUUUAAAACGGCGAUAAGUAUGCAAAUUGAUGCCAAUCUGUUCAAACAAAAAAAGAAUUUGUACAAGUGUUUCUACUUGAAUUGUGAGCUUAAUACCUAAAAUGGGAACAGUAUCAAUUAGGUACUUAUACAUCUUCGUGACACUACAUGAAAUCAUACUUUUGAAUAGGUAAUAAGGAAAUGCAUUACGGCAUCCCAUUUAGCAGAUAUUUUAACACACCAAUAUGCAGUAGGUUUUCAUUAGUAACCAGUACUACUUCUGAACUUAAUAAAUCAAUCUGGAAGUUAUUAAAAGUUAUUUAAGCAUUUUUCGGUGUCAUUAGAAGACUGGAUAAGUUUAAUAUUCUUUGUUCCCUUAAUAUCAUUAACGUUUAACGCACAAUGUACAGAGAAUCGAUGUUAGAAACUACGUGUUCCCACUGGUGACCUUUGUUUGGUGUCAUUAUCUGUGAAUGUAAUAGUAAUAAUUCUCAAAUCAUGUUGACUAUCUAUAGAGUAGAGAUACCUUCACAGAGCGGGAGAUACGAAGUAAGCGCCUCAAAAAAUAUUCAUAGCAAAGUUCAUUAAGCUUAUCAAAAUCCCUUUUGCUCUUUUAUUAUUUAUUUAAAAAUAUCUAUACCUAAAGAAGUAUUUUUAUAUAAAAGACAGUAGUGUCAUAGUUUUACAGAAUACAAAACCUAUUUCAAUGUAAAAGCAUUUACUUUUCGUCUCGAAAUUCUUUUCUGGCAAUAAUCUUGAAAACUAGUGCGUAGAUAGGUAGGUACAGUCAAAUUAAAAACGGGACAAAAUUCGUGAUUUGUAGUGUUUUAGAGUAUUAUUUGGGGAUCCAGGAUUGUACUGAACGUGCUACGAGUAUAUGUAAUACCAAACCAUAUACCUACACUCAUCGUUAUUUUGAAUUUUAACAGAAGUUGUUGGGAGUUAUGUAAAAUAAUAAUUUAACUAGUAGGUGUAAGGAAUCCCCUAGAAAGUGCCCUUUCGUAGUUCUCUAAUAAAUGUCGUUAUCUAUCCCGUUCACCCACGAACCACAUUCCUCUAGAACUUAAGGAAAAAAACGCCUUCAUUUGAAAUUCUAAAAAUAUAUUUCGUUGUUGGCUUAUUUGCCAUUUUCUUACGUAGGGUGUAUGGAUGUACUUCACUUCCAAAAAUCGACAUCAACGGUCUUGUUUGCUCCAGACAAUGACACUCGUUUAUCUGCCCCUAGCACACGCUAUGUACCUACGUAGACAGCAUAGGCCAGCAGCGUCUUGGCGUGGUAUAGUAUAGGUAUGUGCAUCUACGUAGAUUGCUGCAUGUGUCAUAAUGAAUUUAUUUUAUUGGAUAAACCUAAUCAAAAUAAUAGGUAGAUUAGUUACGUUAUUUCAUUAAAUGCAUCACCUAUUGCUCUGGCCAAUAAGAAUGAAGAAAUACAAUGAAGUAAAAUUCUUCCUUUAAAUAAUUUACUUCUGUUAUACUUAUUCUCAUCAGUUAAUUGCUUCUCCAAUCUUAUCCAUAAAAACCUUCAAGUUUCCGCAAUAGGCAUGUCGAUGCUCUAAUGUAAUGCUUCCUCUACACCACAAAUUUAUUCAAGUGCCAACUACUUUUUGGAAAGUUUUCUUUAAAUCUCCUCUUUGUCUUGUGUAUCAAAAUACAAAGAUAUUUUAAAAUGGCCUUUAGAUGUUCUGCCAUAAUUUAUAUUUAAAUGUAUUAUCCAGUAUCUACUUUGUUUCAAGAAGUACAAAUUAUGUACUAUUUAUAAUGGUUUGUUACUUGCCAUUUUGAAAAUUUACAAAAAAAAUAUAUUUUAAAUACUGUUGUGCAAUCAUGAGUUCCUUUCUGAUCAGAUUACAAUUGUGUGCAUUAUUUAAACAGUCUAAUUCAAAAUUGUUAUAAUAUUUCAGUAAAGUAUUUACCUAAUAUUUAAAAUUUUAAUAUUUUUAUCUGUAAAUAAUGUACAAAAUUACAAACUCUGUACUCAAUGUUUGUUUAUUUAUGUUUUUAUAUAUCCUAAAAUUGGCUAGUUGUAUGUGACUAAAUUGUACAUAAAUUAUGUAAAUACCAUAAAAAAUGUAAGUGAAAAAUAGAUUUAUUCCAUCAACCUUAUUAAAUUGGGACAUGAUUAAUUGAAACUAUAUUUAUUGUUUAAAAAGGAACAUUGUAAAAUUGUUUUCAUAUAAAUAAAAAUUUGCAAAAGUG